CAUUUAGGCUGUGACGGUUCCCAGCAAGUUUCUUUAUUCCGUUGGCCAUGUUAGAGGAAACUUCAAGCAGCGCCGGGGCAUCCGUCGGAGUGUCGUCGGAAGAUGUAUUCCGGCUUCCAACCGCCAUGAUUCCCGGCGACUCUACUUCCCCCUCCUCCUCCUCCUCCGUCCCCGACGUCACUCAGACAUUACAUUUCUCUUCUGGAAACCCUAGAAUUGAAGAGACCAGAGGUGUCAUGCGCCUCUUUCGCGACGACUUCGUAUCUCCGUCUUCUCGACUACCUGUUGGAAGGAAAGCUCUAGUUUGUGUCCUAGGAGUGCCAAACCACAUGACAUAUGCAGAUUUCUGUCAGUUUUGUGGUUCAUUCAUUCAGCAUAUGUUGGAAAUGCGAAUUGUCAGGAAUGAUGGGGUGGAGGAUAAGUACAGCAUUUUGAUAAGGUUUGAUGAUCAGAGCUCAACCGAUGCUUUCUACACUCAUUUCAAUGGGAGACGUUUUUCCUCCCUUGAGGUGGAUGCUUGCCAUGUACUUUACACAGUUGAUGUGCAGUACACGGGCUCAAUUGAACAUGCACAAACUUCCCCUAUAAGCUCUACAGAGCAGCCCACAUGUCCGGUCUGUCUUGAGAAGCUGGAUCAAGACAUGAGUGGAAUUCUCACAACCAUCUGCAAUCAUUCUUUUCACUGCUCUUGUAUUUCUAAGUGGACGGAUUCUUCUUGUCCAGUAUGCCGAUAUUGCCAGCAGCAACCUGAAAAGUCAAUUUGUUUUGUUUGUCAAACUUCAGAGAAUCUCUGGAUUUGUGUUAUUUGUGGUUUUGUUGGUUGUGGAAGGUAUAAAGAAGGACAUGCUAUAAGGCACUGGAAAGAUACACAGCACUGCUACUCCCUUGAAUUGGAAACACGAAGAGUGUGGGAUUAUGCUGGAGACAAUUAUGUUCACCGUUUGAUUCAAUCUAAAACAGAUGGGAAGUUGGUUGAGUUGAACCACUAUUGUACUGAUGCUGAUGAUAGCUGUGGUAAUUGCUGCACUACAGAUCCUGGAUAUAAUGAGGCUCUCUUGAACAGUAAAGUUGAAACUAUUGUUAAUGAGUACAAUGACCUUCUGACAAGCCAACUUGAGAACCAAAAGAUAUAUUUUGAGUCCUUACUGAGAGGAGUUGAAGAAGAAACUGAAAGGGAAAUAUCUGAAGCUGUUAAGAAGGCUGUGAGUGGCAAUCAGAAACUUCAGAAGAUGCAAGCCAAGUUGGAUAAAUGUGUUAAAGAGAAGAAGUUUCUUGAUGAGAUCAAUGAAAAUCUCCUGAAAAACCAGGAGAUAUGGAAAGUACAGAUGGUGGAAAUUGAAACAAGGGAGAAGAAGGCUAUAAAGCUCAAGGAUGAUAAAAUACGAGAACUGGAGGAGCAGCUUAGCAAUUUGAUGGCAUCCCUUGAAUUCAAAGCAGGGAACGGGGAAGGAGAGCCACCGGAAUCAGGGGAAACCAAGGAAAGGGAUGUAUCCCCAGUUCGCGUGGAGUCCUCGCAAAGCAGCAGCACUGCAGAAGCUGCCUCGAGGUAAUAGUGCUCCAAAAAGGUAGGAAAGGGUGCAUUAUUCUGGUUCCUGCUCAACUCAACAAAAGGAUCAAGUAAGAUGGCCUGUAUGUGAAUCGGAUUAGAGAAAAAGGUUACCCUAACCCCAUUGAUUGGUUUUAGGUUUUAGUGAUGGCUAACAUGGUAAGAUUGGCAUUGCCUUCAUUUGUUGUAAAGCAAAAGAACCAUGGCCUCCUCCCUUGUGUGAAAGAGGAUUUUAAGUUUUUGUUGCCAUCCUUUAAAGGCCUAGAUAUAGUCUUCCAGUAUACGAAAAUUUGUGAAUAAAGAGGAGAUGGGUUUGAAGCUAGAUCGGAGAUGAAAUGAGUAUUGGACCAUGAGGUCAAUUUUUGAGUAUUUGGAGGGCUUAACCCCCAACCCCUAGUUCUCACAAUUAAUAAGAAAUAGUUUCUAACUCUUUA
Molecule: messenger RNA, 1980 nt
Organism: Diospyros lotus (date-plum)
Lineage: Eukaryota; Viridiplantae; Streptophyta; Magnoliopsida; Ericales; Ebenaceae
Product: BRAP2 RING ZnF UBP domain-containing protein 2
Exons: 12
Coding region: 48-1550 (500 amino acids)
Biological process (GO): protein ubiquitination; Ras protein signal transduction
Cellular component (GO): cytoplasm
Molecular function (GO): zinc ion binding; ubiquitin protein ligase activity
Source: RefSeq, a predicted model, not a curated record